UAUUCAUAUUAGUCAAAUUUGAAUAUAAUACAAUGCUAUAGUUUACAGAAAUUAAUUGUUAUAAACUGAAUUAUACAUUUUAUAAUAAAAGGUAUCUGCCAGAUAAUGUUUUAAUACCUACAUGCUUAUUUGGGAAAACAAAAAAACUGUUCCUAAUUUUUAAAAUCGCAAGAUAAUUUAUCUUUUAAAUUUCUCUCAAGUGUAUCUAUUUAAUAUGGCAAACCCUCCAAGCAAACCACCGAGGGGUGUUAAAACUCCAAAGGAAACAGUAAGUACUCUCAAAAUAAUAAUUGAUCUGUUUGGCAUGUUCUAUUUUGAGAUAACUGGGAGGGAAGUCUAAAAAACCAGCAAAAUCAAUUUUAUGUAGGUAUUUAAUUAAAAUAAAAAUUAUGGAUACAUAUUGAUAGGUAGAUAGUAAUACUAUAAAUUUAGCUGAAGUAAAUAUUUUUAAAUUUAUAUAAUUUAUACUUUAUAUAAAUUUAACGAAAAAAAAACUGACAUAAUUUACACGAUGGAUGAGCCACUGUUGUGGGUGAGAGGUUGGGAAGUUUGGAUAAAAGGGGAAUCUAAUAUAUAUCUAUAUGCAAUGAUAAACCAUUGCCAACAAAAAACGAUUUGGAGGGAAGUUUCUUUUAUACAUGUACAUACAUUUUUUUCGUAUUUUUCCAAAUCAUUAUGAAAGCUGCUUGGAAAAUCAAAAAAUAAUCUCUUUAAAGUACUUUCUAGAUAAAAUUUUCUUUCGGAAAAGAUGCAUAUGGUUGAUACAACAGAGCAAUACUUCUGGUAGAAAAGUUGCUCACAAAAUAAUAUGUAAUAAUAAUAAAAAAAAUAAACAUUAUUAUAAAACCAAUACAUCCCUCACUACAUCAAUCUAAAACAAGUUUAUGAACCUAUCUAAUUUGAACAAUAAUGCAAUGCCAAAUUAGAUUAUUGACAAAUAAUUAAAUCUAGGAGAUAUAACUUUUUUUGUAUCUUUAUUUAUACUUUAUUGUAUAAAUAUUUUUUAAAUUGGAUUUAUUCUUCUUUAUUAUUUUGUUUAUUUCUUAUUUCAAGAGCUUUGUUAUUUAAUGUGAUGUGCAUUUUCCUCGACUUUGUUUUAAAGGAUGAAAAUAUGUUUAUUUCUUUAUUUUCAAAAUGACAGACUAUGUCCAAUUACAGAUUGGUAACAAUACAUAUAAUUAAACAUAAAAUAAUAAAGAUCACAAAUAUGAAAAAUUGGGGCUCAGAUUAGCUGUAUGAGGGAGACAGACCAUAGGAGCGUUAAGAAAGAAGUUUGAAGAAAUAUUUGGGAUGUGAAAGGAAUUAAAAAAACAGAAAGGGAAAUAAUCUUAUAGAGGGCAGGGAAUGUUGAUGAUAUUGCAAGUGAUAGAUGCAUUUGAAUCUGACAGCUGAACCAUAUUCCAGGAUAAAGUGAGUAAAGGAAUUUGAGAGGAAUAUAAUAAAUUGAGUUAUUUUAUGUUUUUAUGUUGGAAAAAAUAUAAUUAUGUCCUGAUCAAUAAUUUUUUUUUUUUUAUAUUGUAUAAACAUUUUCUAUUUUUAUAAUUAGGUAUACACAAUUAUCAAAAAUUUGAAUUAUCUAAACAAAUACAAUUUGAUAUUUUUCUUAAAUUACAUAAUUUAUUCUACUAGUUAAUAAGUAUUGCAAUAUACAAUGACUUUAAAGAUAAAUCUGUACAAUUUGAUGACUAUUUUAUUUCAUAUUUUGAAAAAUAAUAAUAUUGUUAUUUUAGAGUGGACUAUUAAUGACAAUGAUUCGAGCUUUAUCUGCUACUGAAUCCAAUGAACAUCGAGAAAUUGAAAAAACUGCAUUGGAAAGAGAAUACAAACGAUGUGAUAAAAAAUUAGAAGAAUUGAUCUCCAUGGAACAUCAGAACCUUGCACGUGUAAUGCAUUUGUUCACAUCUGUUUCUAGUGAAAUUAAUUUAUCUAGAGAACGAGUCCAAGCAGCUAAACAGAAACUUCUAGCGUGUAAAACACUGUUACGAUGUAAACGCGACGAAUUAAGAAAAUUUUAUGUUGAGAGUAUUGAACAACAUCACAUAUUAACUCAAUUAACUCAAAUGUAAAAUUUCUUUAGAGUUUUAUGUACUAAUUUGUACAUCCUGGUAACGUACAACAUUUAUGUGUUUAGUGAACAAAUUAAAGAAGUGCCUUAUCAGUUGAACAUGUUGGAAUCAAAACAUCAAUACUUACAAUGUACAAAGUUGUUAAUGGAUACAUUACAAAUAAGCAAUAAUGAUUUAAAGAAUAUAGAUGCAUUAAACGAGUUAAGAAUUGAACUAAAACAAAAAAAACAAGUAAUAUGAAUAUUAUUUACAAGUGCAGUUAAAAUAUAAUAAUCUUACACACUAACUUGAUUAUUAUAUUUUAAGUAUAUGAUAAAAAAUAAUGUAGAUGCAAUUUAAAAAGUCUGCUUGGUAAAAAAAGCAAUGCCAAUUACCUCAUAAAUUAUUUUCAAUGAGUAUUUUUUAUUAAAUUUGACUUGAUUUAUACUUUUUACUUGUAUUAUAUACUAAUAUUAUUAGAUCCAUUAAUAUAUUAAUCAACAUAAUUGCUAAAAUGGUCUAAAGGGUUAAACUACAGAGUUAAAAUAUAGCUUUUAAUUAUUUUAAAAUCAACUUUAUUUGAAUAAAUAUUUGUUUAAACAGGCCUUAUAUAAUAGAUUAUUGGAUGAAUUAAUAAAUCAUAUUUAUGUAAUUUCGUCACAAUCUGCUAACUCAUUUCGUCGUAUUGGAUCAGAUGGAUACAAUUCUUCAUUCGGUCAAAGUACUAGAAGAUCGUUUAAAUAUACAACACAAAUUGCCGCAAAGUAUUUAAAUUUAAUUAUACUCUUUGCCUUUAUAAGAAAUUGUUUUUUUUUUUAUCACAGGGAAGUUUUGAAUGAUAAUAAUGAGACUGAAAUUACUGAACUUGAUACUGAAAAAUUUGUUCCUAUAGCUGUGGAGUGCCUCGCUAUACUUAUUAAAUUAAAUGAUACAAUUGAAGUAAGUACUGAUUUGAGUUUUGCUAAUUAUCAUUGAUAAACAAUAUUAAUUAAUAAUAAUACAUUGUUAUACUUUAGAAAUUGAAAUCUACUAUGCAAACACAGUUGAUAGAAAUUGUGGAAAAAACAACAAAACAAAUAUCAAGUACAAAUCAAUCAAAAAAUUCAGGAGAACAACUAGUAUCCUUAGUAAAUGGUGUAAUUUUACAAUUUUAUUCUGUUGUUGAUGCUCAUCAACUAUUCUUAUGCAGUUUGGAUAAAGUAAUUGAUCAACAAUUACUUGCCAAUGUUAACAAAUAUGAUCUUAAAUAUGUUUGGGAAAAUAUUGAGUCUAUUGUAAGUAUAAUAUAUAUAAAUUUUAAUUAUUUCGUUAGUUUGUUUGUAAAUUGUGAAUUUCAUAUAAUAAUAAUCUAAUGUCAUAGAUAGAAGGACACUGAAUUUAUUUUCUUUCGUAAAGAAUAAAAUAAAGUUUUUUUUUAAGGUACAAAUGUUUUUAAGUAAUUAUUUGGAUGUUAAUAGUCAUACAGAUUUAGUUGUAAAAUCUGCACCAAUAUUCAAUAAUAUUGAUUUGAAUAUAUUUUUUUUAAAGAAAAAAGUCCAAAGGUAGUUUAUUAUUUAUUUAAUAAUAAUAAUUUAAUUUAUUUAAUGCAAUAUUUGUUUGGAUAGGCCCAAACAGUGUCUUUACAAGUUUUCUAAUGCAUUGGAAAAUUCUUCUGAUAUAUUAGAUGUAAGUAUUUACUAUGUGGUUGUAACUAAAUUAAAUAAACAACGCUUGUAUUUAACUUGUGAUAUGUUUAAAGUGUUUGAAUUGAUAUUUUAUAUCUGAAGUAAUGUAUUUAAUUGUAUAUUAAUUGAAUUUUCUAUAAAUGAUAUACAAUUUUUUUUUUAUGGAUUUGUAGAGGCCUUUUACCAGUAUAACUCAACCACAGUCAAUGAUUUGUACCCCAAGUUCGGACAAUAUCAUAUAUAUUUAUGAACCUCUCAUAAUGUUUAUACAACAAAUUGAACAAUCAAUUAACACGUAAGAAACAUUUUGUUACUAAAAAUUUAAUUAAUUAUAUCAUAGGUUUGUCUAAUUUAUCACAUGGAAAAAAAAUUAAGAUUUUAUGUACAUUUAUUUCAUUUUUGUCAACUCGUGUGUAUUGAAUAGAAAUCUUUAAAUUAUUUAGUUACAAUUUCAAAAUAAAUCAUAACUUUUUAUAGGAACACAUGUACUUUAAGUUUGUGGCUUAAUGAAUACAUACGGACAGUUUUUCUUGAUCGUCAGCAUAGUAAAGUUGCAACUACAGUUGAAUCAAUUACCAAACAGGCUGACGCUUGGCAUGCUAUUAUUACUCCAGAACAAAUUCAAGAUUUAAAUAUUUCUAGACCAUUGUUAUCUGUAAAUAAUAAAAACUAUAAAUUAUGAUUGGGAGAUAGAUUUUGUUGCAUUAAAAACUAGGAAAGUUAAUUGCAGUAUUACACCAAAAAUUAAUGUUUUGUUAUAAAUAUUCCUGGAUUUUUAUUUACCACAGAAUAAUAUUAUUUUCUUAAAAUAAUUAUUAAUUAUAUUUGUAUUAGUCUUUUUAGAUUUACUCUCGUAUUUCUAUAAAAAUAUGAAACAAAUGUUUUAUAACUUACUAAGCUUUAAAUUCAAAAAAAAUUUCAAAUGCAACAAUAUCUGAACCUUUCUUAUUAAGUCGGUUUAAAUGUUAAUUUGCUGUUUUUUUUUUAGAGUACAGUUAGUAUAUGGAAUAAUAUGUGUCAAAUAAAAAAAUUAGUCAUUACUAUGCCAGAAUAUGCUUCACAUUUCCUUAUGAUUAUGGUUAGCAUUAGUAGAAGCUACAAAGAAACAUGUGACAAUUUCUUUGCUUCUAAUAUAAAAGCAUGUGAUAAUACAACUAAAUUAGUUAGUCACUUAUGGAUUCAAAAGCAUGAUUUAGUUGAUUACCUCAAGUAAGAACUACUUUUGUUUUAAAAUAUAUUUUAAAGUUAUAUAUAUGUAACAAAUAGUAGUAUGUAUAAUAUAAAUUAUUUUAUCAGACAAUCGCAUAACUGGGUAAGAAGAGAAAAUGAAAAUAAAUUUAAAAAAAGUUCAGGUGAUGAAUUAAAACGAUAUACCCAAGAAGCUGAUAAGUUGUUUGAAAAUUUGGAAGGAAUUGAUUUUAAAGUGAAUGGUAUUUCUAAUAUAAAUCAACUUCGAUGUCUGGCCCAUCUUUCAGAAAGCAUGGUAUGUUCUAUCCUUAUUUUUAAUUUUUAAUUUGAUAUUAAAUAUUAGAAAAUCAUUUUUGUUUUAGGAAUGGUUUGGAAGAAAACUUAAUGAGAUUUCAAAUCCAAAAUCAAAUCAAUACAUAGUUCCUAAAUUGAACACAUCUAAAACAGAUAAUAAUAAUUUACCUCUGUCUCUAGUUGAAACAUUACAACAGUUAGGCAGUGACUUCUUGGAAAUUUCAGAUAAUAUUAUUUUGUAUUUAUAUUUGGAAGUAGGUAUCAUGGCAAUUGCUAUAAUUUAAUAUUUAAUAACAUAGUAAAAUGUACUAUUUUAAAUGUGUAGGUUCGUGCACAAAGUAUUUACUACUUGUUACCUAGUUUUGAUUCAGCUGUUGGAAAUGCAAUAGAACCCAAAGUUUUGGACCUUAAUCAAUCUGUUUCAGCAUUACAUGAAGCCAUGUUAAAUACAGUUUCAAAUAUUAAGGUUCAAUAUAUAUUUGAAGGCCUUGGUGAAAUAAUGGCUAAAAGUUUGGUAAUUCAGUCUCGCAGUAUAGAAACAAUUGAUGAAAUAGCUAUUAGAAAAAUGAUACGCGAUGUUACAAUGCUGAAAUACAAUAUAACUGCCAUGUUAGGGGCAUCUCAAAUCACUUUAGAAAAAACUAUUCAUUACUAUGAAUUAUUGCUUUGCACGCCAAAGGUAAAUAUAAAACAAAAUAUAUAGAACAUAUGAGAAUGUAAACUCUAAUAUUGUUACAAGUAAUAAUAUUCAGAAGCUGUCCAAUGACACAGUUUUUGAAGUGGAAUAAUGUUAAGUUUAAUUUAUUUGAUUGAUUUGGUGUUCAAAAAUGUGUAAUUAGCCAUAUACAAUGAAUGGUUAAACUUAACAUUAGUAGUUGGCCAGCCUUGAUGUUAAUUAGCUUCUGAAAAUAUUGUGUAACAUAAAUUGACACGUUUAUAUAUAAUCUAAUAUACUAUGUACACAUAGGAAAUAUUGGAAGAGAUCCUAGAAAAAGGUGCUGAAUUCAGUGAAUCAGAGUACAUGAAUUUGCUAAAAAUUGUCCAUACAGAAGAAACUGUCAGCUCACAAAGUGAUUUAAAAAGAUUAACUGAUAUUUUGUCACAAACUAAACAUAUAAAUUUUUAAUAUUGUUAAAAUUAUUAUGCUUAAGUAUUUGAUAAUAUUUUAAGGUUCUAUAAAGCUUUUAUUUUUUUAAAAUUAUAUUGUUUAUAUAUUUAGUAUUUAUUAAACAAAUCAAGUAUAUUGUUGUUAAAAGUUAUAAUUUAUAUUUUAUACUAUACAAUACAAAAUUAAUAACAAUGACUAAUAAAAUAAUUUUUUUUUUUUUAUUAUGUAAAUAUUUUAAAUACUAUUAUAAGAAAAAGACAUAUAGACUCAACUAUAAUAGGUAUGUAUGUAUAAUAGGUAAAUAAUUUAAACAAAUGAGUUGUUUAGAAAUUUUAGGGAGGGGGGGGGGGACUUUACGUUUCUUCGAUGUGAACUAAACAGAUGUAAGAAUGAAUACGCACACUAAUUCAUAAAAUCAGUUCAAAUUAUUAAAAAGAUGGUUUUCAUAACAUCAGCUUAUAACUAAUUUAGAACUACUAUACAAUAUAUAAUACAUAAUAAUAUUCGUAUUUACUAAUAGAUCAAUAUUACAAAUUUAUAAGUAUUAUUAUACAAAACUUAAGUUAUUGAAGGUACAAAAAAAAGGUACCUUAUUUUUCAUUUAAUUUUAGACUUUUAUUACAAUAAUAUAAUUUUGUUUUAAAUUAAUCUUAAAAAUGUAAGAAAAAAGAUCAGUUUGUCCUGAACAAGUAAAAAAAAAUUAUUUUAAUGUAUUCGUUUUUAAUUUGCCAAACUUGAACCUUAUUAAAUCUAUAUCAAGAUUAUGUAAAUUUAAUUUUUUUUUCUUACAUACCUACAACUAUAAGUACGUGUAACAGUCAAAAUUUUGUAUAAAAUUAAUUAUGUAUACUAGUUAUUAAUCAUCAUCAUCAUCUUCAGAAUCUGACAUUAAUCGAGAUUGUCUCUUCUUUUUUGUGUCCAUAUCUGAACUAUCAUCUUCUGAUGAAUAUAUAUUACUUUUAUCGACU
Molecule: messenger RNA, 7267 nt
Organism: Cinara cedri
Lineage: Eukaryota; Metazoa; Arthropoda; Insecta; Hemiptera; Aphididae
Source: the annotation of a GenBank genome assembly